CACAGCGACAGAAGACCAAAGCACGAUACAACCAUGGAGAACUCUGACGGAAAGCUCGUAGACCUCUACGUCCCUCGCAAGUGCGCAGCAACCAACCGUCUCAUCAAGGCACACGACCAUGCAUCGGUCCAGAUCAAUGUCGCAGAUGUCGACGAGAGCGGCCGUAUGCUCAACACACAGACUUCCUUUGCGCUCUGUGGCUUUGUCCGCGAGAAGGGUGAAGGCGAUGACUGCAUCAACAAGCUAGCCACCCAGGCCGGCUUGCUCAAGAAUGUCUGGUCUUACUCUCGCUAAAUGGUCAGCACGUAUGUUCCCGGUGUGGAUACUUGAGCUACAAAUGUAAAAGUAUUCACCCAUCGACACACCUGAUCAACGGUCUCUGUGUGCACUGGACCUGGCAAAACCCCCUUAUAUACCCGCUGGAUCCAUGCACACACUUGAUAUAGAAGAGUAAAAGAGAUGCCGAGUUGAGGGUGUGGAUGUGUGGCUGCUGGGAUUGAUUCCUCCUGCUGGUGGAAGGGAGGAAGCGUACUGACGAGCUGUAAUGAGACUUCAUAGCAUCAAGCAUCCAAUCUGCA
Molecule: messenger RNA, 578 nt
Organism: Protomyces lactucae-debilis
Lineage: Eukaryota; Fungi; Ascomycota; Taphrinomycetes; Taphrinales; Protomycetaceae
Product: ribosomal protein S21e
Exons: 2
Coding region: 34-294 (86 amino acids)
Biological process (GO): endonucleolytic cleavage in ITS1 to separate SSU-rRNA from 5.8S rRNA and LSU-rRNA from tricistronic rRNA transcript (SSU-rRNA, 5.8S rRNA, LSU-rRNA); translation; endonucleolytic cleavage to generate mature 3'-end of SSU-rRNA from (SSU-rRNA, 5.8S rRNA, LSU-rRNA)
Cellular component (GO): cytosolic small ribosomal subunit; ribosome
Molecular function (GO): structural constituent of ribosome
Source: RefSeq, a predicted model, not a curated record